Molecule: messenger RNA, 982 nt
Organism: Plodia interpunctella (Indianmeal moth)
Lineage: Eukaryota; Metazoa; Arthropoda; Insecta; Lepidoptera; Pyralidae
Gene: CkIIbeta
Product: Casein kinase II beta subunit
Exons: 8
Coding region: 119-805 (228 amino acids)
Cellular component (GO): cytoplasm; protein kinase CK2 complex
Molecular function (GO): protein kinase regulator activity
Source: RefSeq, a predicted model, not a curated record
GGCACGAAAAGGUGAGGUUUGCAAUGAUUUUAAUGCAGAUAUUCCACAGCAAAUCAAGUUCUUUUUAGUCAGGAUAGUGGGAAAUCGUUUAGUGUAAUCCAAAUUACAGUUAUUGAAAAUGAGCAGCUCGGAGGAAGUUUCAUGGAUCGCAUGGUUCUGCGGGCUGCGCGGCAAUGAAUAUUUCUGUGAGGUGGACGAGGAUUAUAUAAAUGAUAAGUUUAACUUGACAGGGCUGAAUGAGCAGGUACCACAUUAUAGACAAGCACUGGACAUGAUCCUUGAUCUUGAGCCUGAUGAUGACUUAGAUGAUAAUCCGAAUCAGUCUGAUCUUGUGGAGCAAGCAUCAGAGAUUUUGUACGGCUUGAUCCAUGCUCGCUAUAUAUUGACCAAUAGAGGUAUUGGGCAGAUGUUAGAGAAGUUCCAAAAUGGUGAAUUUGGUCACUGUCCACGGGUUUACUGUGAAUGUCAACCGAUGCUGCCACUUGGUCUGUCGGACGUGCCGGGCGAGGCGAUGGUGAAGCUGUACUGUCCGCGCUGCAUGGAGGUGUACACACCGAAGUCGUCGCGUCACCACCACACGGACGGCGCCUACUUCGGCACCGGCUUCCCGCACAUGGUGUUCAUGGUGCACCCGGAGUACCGCCCCAAGAGGCCCGCCUCGCAGUUCGUGCCCAGGUUGUACGGGUUCAAGAUCCAUCCGCUGGCGUACCAGAUCCAGCAGCAGGCGGCUGCCAACUUCAAGGCGCCGCUGCGAGGGCUCUCCUACAACAACGAGACGAAGAACACGAGUAACAUUCCAAAAUGAUUAAUUGAACGUGGGGCGAGGCAGCGGCGUCGCAGCUUCUCUCGCCACCUAUAUACCCGAGUCCUUACAUUUAACUAAUAUAAUAUUUAUUAAAUUAAUUAAUUAAACAAACACUAUGACCUUAAUGAAGCAGUUAUGUUUUAAAUGCAAUAAAGUUUAUUUUUACGUUUUCUGUAA